CGAAAACGGGCGGGGAAUGAACGUCCAUCAAUCCCGCCUGUAAUCCGUCUCUCUUUGGCGUCCCGUUAAAGCGAUUACGGCCAACGAGCCAGCAACAUGGCGACAGAGUUCCACAACCUGCAGGAGCUGAGACACAGCGCCUCUCUGGCCAAUAAAGUCUUCAUCCAGAGAGAUUAUUCAGAGGGAACCGUCUGCAAAUUCCAGACCAAAUUCCCCUCCGAACUGGACAGCAGGAUUGAGAAGACUCUGUUUGAGGACACGGUGAAGACGCUGAAUAAUUACUAUGCGGAGGCGGAGAAGAUCGGGGGCCAUUCCUACCUGGAGGGCUGCCUGGCCUGCAUCACUGCCUACCUCAUCUUCCUCUGCAUGGAAACACGCUACGAAAAGGUCCUGAAGAAGAUCUCGCGUUACAUUCAGGAGCAGAAUGAGAAGAUUUACGCUCCCAGAGGUCUGCUUAUUACCGACCCCAUAGAGAGGGGCAUGAGGGUCAUUGAGAUCAGCAUCUAUGAGGACAGAGGCUCCAGUGGGUCCAGCUCAGGCAGCAGCACCACCAGCAGCAGCGGACGAUGAUGCUCACACACACACACACACACACACACACACACACACACACACACACACACACACACACACACACACACUCACACACGCGUGCACAGCCUAGGGCCUGACCGAUUUAUCGCUUGGUCACUAAAUUGGCUGAUAUUAAAUUUCAGUGGUUUUAUCAGCUUUGGGAGAAAUUCCACUGAAAAAUCACCACAUAUGUUACUGAUAAUGUUAAAAUAUUACAUGUUAUAAUUUCUCAUUCGGGAAGCUAACACCGCUAACAGCUAUGAAACAUGCUGUCGGGCACUAAGGAGCGUUAAAAACUCACAUUCACAUUCAGAUGAGAUCUUGUGAGAUCUUGUGAAUUUCCCCGCUGUGGGACUAAUAAAGGAUCAUCUUAUCUUAUCUUAUCUUAUCUAGAUCGAGCAUGCUGGGUGGAAGCAGUGCAUGUAAUCUGGAUUACAAAAAUAAGGUAUUUGUGAUCAGAGUGGGAUUCCUUUAGAAAUACACAUAUAUUCAGAUUACAGUUACUCUUCUGUUGAUUGUAGGAUGUCUGCCUUCAUUUAGUCUGAAUUCAUCAUGAAUGUUUAUGUCCCAUUCUAUUUCUGUUGAUCGUUUUUUUGUAGUCUGGGCUCCCGAGUGGUGCAGCCAUCUCAAUAUUGGAUGCUACAGCCUACAGUCUGUGGCCAGGAGUCCAAAAGAGCACAAUUGGCCUCGCUCUGUCUGGGUGUCUCCCCCCAUCACUCAGCGCAAUGCUAGUCAGCGCAGACGUAUGUGGUGGGCUGUCCAAUGAUGUUACCUGAGCGGCAGUUUCCCGCUUCACAGUUCUUGGAGUAAGCCUGUGUUCACCCUCCAAGCACUGGUGGUAUCGUGUGAUGGUGGGAGUCCUAACUAGUGGGUGGAAUUGGAGACUACUAAACUGGGGAAAAAUUGGGGGAAAAUUGAAAAAUGAAUGAAAUAAAUAAUAAUAAUAAUAUUUUUUUAAACCACGUUUCCUGCUGGCUGAUUUUUGGACAGUUUAUUUAUUUUCUAAAAUGUUCAUAUCGGUCAGGCCCUAAGACCGCCGCUUCUCUCCAGGACACCCACACCCACACAAACACUCACACAUAUGCCUUUUGCCUUCAUGCUCCACAAUCCAUGAGUGGUUCUGCCCAAACCAUUCGACCACAACCAUCCACAGCACAAGUCAACAAACCGGACUGCACCGAGAACGGCAACUCACUUCAGCUGUUCCAGAC
This is a messenger RNA of Pygocentrus nattereri (red-bellied piranha), 1784 nucleotides long. RefSeq names its product golgin A7 family, member Ba (gene golga7ba). The record is from RefSeq and is a predicted model, not a curated record. Bases 97 to 570 code for a protein of 157 amino acids. Gene Ontology annotation, biological process: peptidyl-L-cysteine S-palmitoylation; protein targeting to membrane. Gene Ontology annotation, cellular component: palmitoyltransferase complex. NCBI's taxonomy places the organism in Eukaryota, Metazoa, Chordata, Actinopteri, Characiformes, Serrasalmidae. The transcript has 5 exons.